AUUGCCGCGGUUUUAGCUUUCUCCGUCCUGGUCUCCGUUCUCGUCACCUGCAGAGAACGCUGAGAAAAACCCUAGAUACCGUACAAAACCUAGAAAAAUGUCGGGAGCUGGUGGUGCUGCUGGUACUCAGGAAGAAGAUAAGAAACCGAUGGAUCAAUCGGCUCACAUCAAUCUCAAGGUCAAAGGCCAGGAUGGGAAUGAGGUGUUUUUCAGGAUCAAGCGCAGCACCCAGCUGCGAAAGCUCAUGAAUGCAUACUGUGAUCGUCAGUCAGUUGACUUCAAUUCCAUUGCUUUCUUAUUUGAUGGACGUCGGCUGCGUGGAGAGCAGACCCCAGAUGAACUUGAAAUGGAGGAUGGGGAUGAAAUUGAUGCUAUGCUGCACCAAACUGGCGGCGGCAGCCAUGGAGUCGCAUGAUUUUGCUUGCCCCACAAAAAAUGAAUACUGCUGUUUGCUUAAUUUAGUAAAGACUUUUUUUCCUGUAUAGAAGGAUCCGGCAUGGACAAGUGAUCAAACAGACAAAUUUGAAACGUUUGCUUUUAUAGGUUUUGAUAAACAGGUCAGUCCCUAUUGAGGUUUGCACUUCUA
Messenger RNA from Magnolia sinica, 586 nucleotides. RefSeq names its product small ubiquitin-related modifier 1-like. The record is from RefSeq and is a predicted model, not a curated record. Gene Ontology annotation, biological process: protein sumoylation. Gene Ontology annotation, cellular component: nucleus. Gene Ontology annotation, molecular function: protein tag activity; ubiquitin-like protein ligase binding. The transcript is spliced from 3 exons. The coding region runs from base 98 to 415 and encodes 105 amino acids. NCBI's taxonomy places the organism in Eukaryota, Viridiplantae, Streptophyta, Magnoliopsida, Magnoliales, Magnoliaceae.